ACUUUUGUGAAGAGUGAUAAUUAAGAAAAUAACGAAACUACGAAAUAUCGCCCGAGACGAUUAAAAUACAUAUUAAAAGAUAUAAUAUAUAGCUUUAAUAAAAUAUUUAAAAGUAAAAAAAAAAAUUUAAUACUUAAAUCUUUUGCAAGAUUAAUAUAAAAUUAGUUUAUUCUAUUAGAAUUUAAAAAUUCCUUUUUUAUAAAUAAGUCUUUGUUAAUGGCUGAUUCAGGAAAAGAAUCUGAAAUAUCAUUAAAAAGAUUACCAAGAUCUCAGAAAAAGAAAUUAGCAAGAGCUAACAAAUUACAAAAAAUUAAAGAGAAAAGGAAGUCAAAGAAAGAUCUAAAGAAAUUAAAAGAUAAAGCUAUUCCAAAUGAUACCACGAGAAAAUACAGUAAAUCAAUUUGGAAACAAAGAUUAAAAACUGCUCUGGAAGAUGAAACUAGCCAGAAAAUUUGUAUAGAUUUUAGCGUUUCGAAUAUGAUGGACUCAAAAGAAUGUUGUAAAUUCGCCCAUCAAUUUAAUCGUCUAUAUGGGGCUAACAAGAAAAGCUCUAGUCCAGUUCAUUUACAUAUUACUGGUGUAGAUAAAGAAAGCGAACUAUAUAAGCAAUGUUCUGAAAAGAACGAGGGCUUUGAAGACUACUUGAUGACUAUUAGCGAAAAAAAACACUUUGAAUUGUUUGAUAAAGAGAAAUUAAUCUAUCUCACUCCUGAUUCGGAUACUCCUCUAACUGAAAUUGAUUCGUCGAAAAUAUACGUCAUUAGUGCUCUAGUGGACGAAACUGUUGAAAAAAAUGUAACUUUAAAUUCAGCAAAGGCGAUAGGAAUUAAUACUGCUAGAUUGCCAAUUGAAGAAUAUAUGAAAAGAGCCUAUGGAAAUUAUACUUUUAAUCAGGUUCUCACAACAAAUCAAGGUUCUUAUCAAAUUGUUUAUAUAAUAUUAGGGGCAUCCUAA
Dimorphilus gyrociliatus is the source of this 954-nucleotide messenger RNA. The record is from the annotation of a GenBank genome assembly. NCBI's taxonomy places the organism in Eukaryota, Metazoa, Annelida, Polychaeta, Dinophilidae.